This is a messenger RNA of Lytechinus variegatus (green sea urchin), 1576 nucleotides long. RefSeq lists its product as uncharacterized. Lineage: Eukaryota; Metazoa; Echinodermata; Echinoidea; Temnopleuroida; Toxopneustidae. The transcript is spliced from 4 exons. The coding region runs from base 243 to 896 and encodes 217 amino acids. The record is from RefSeq and is a predicted model, not a curated record.
UAAGUUCAACAAUUAGAUCCAAGUUUACAACCAUCAAACUAGUCUUUAUAAAAGCCAUGGUUAAAGUCACCCCAAACAGAAAAUACUUAACAUUAAAUCAUUCAAAUUGAAAGAAAACUAAAUGCAAAUAUUUGUAUGGCUUUAUCUCUAAGUGGAAUUUUGUGAUCGUCUAAUAGAUUAUUUUCUCAUUCAAUUUCUUACAGCUGAAAAAGUCAAGAUAUACUCUUGAGCAGUUGCAAUGUAUGUGCGACUUUGUGCGGAUCAAUCACACACGAUUGUUUGGUCAACCUUUGUCGCCAUGUGAAAGGGUUGCUGAAACAAGGAGAAAGGCAUGGGAGGAGCUGUCAGAGCAGCUAGCGGCUCUUGGCUGUCCAGGCCGCACAGCCUCCAACCUCAGGCAGUCCUGGAGUGAUUUGAAGAAAAAAGCCAACGAAUAUGCCAGGCAAAGAAAUAAGACUGGAGGAGGAACGUGCAAAAUUAAGCCAAAAAUGGAAAUGAUCUUGGCAGCGAUGCAGGACAAAGCAGUUUAUGGGAUCCGGGGCAUGGAGACCGAGACAGGGGCAUCAGAGAAACCGCUAUCACAAAAUACGGCAGCCUGUGCCAUGCUCGCUGAGAUGGGGAAUCCGGAGGAAGAGGAGGAGGUUGAGGAGGUGGUCGAGGAGACUGUGGUCAAGGAGGGGAGUCAAGGAGGUCAUGCAGGACGCCAAGACGUCCAGCAUAAGAGAAGGUGUUCUGUGCGGUAUGACCAGCACACAGAAUACCAGGAGCGUCUGUUGCAAGUUCAGCAGGAGACGCUCAGAACGCAGCAAGCUAUGCUGCAAACAUUUAAUAACAUCCAUGAUGUUUUUAAAGACAUAAGAAAUAGUUUGCAGCAGUUUGUUAAUGGACAUCAGUAGUGAUUCUGGACAACUAGGCCCAAAUUAAAAAGGUGGUUUUUAAAACCAUCGGUUGAACCCAUGGAUGCAAGUUUCUUGUAUGAAUUAUGUUUAUUUGCCCUGCAUAGUACUAAAUAUUCUAUGCUGAUGUGCGCUUUUGUCACAGUGCGCCAAAUUAAAUACCAUGGUUAAGGACGCUACUUUUAUUCAUGAGUCCACUAUUUGAAGAGUGGACUCAUGGAUAACCAUGGCAACUGUCGUUAAUUUGGCACACUGUGACAAUAGAGAGUCUCAACCUUGGACCUUUUUUUAAUAAACGUAAUUUAUACAGGAAGUCUGCGUAAACCAUGGGUUCAUCCGAUGGUUUUAUAACUUACCUUUGUGAAUUUGGGCCUUUGUCUUUGAAUCAUUUUUGUUUGUAUGUAACUACUGAUUCCAUUAACAACUACAAUAGCUUGCCUGUUUUUUGAGUUACUCUUGCUGAAGUUUACAGCACACAUCAACAUUUUAUUGGUAUUCCACCUUUUCUUAUGCUGUUCUCUUGGCCUCCUGCUAAAAGCUCUAUACAGUAUUAUCAUAUGCAAAAUGUUAAUGUUAAUUGGUAGAAAUCCAUACAACAAUCUUCAUAACAUGGAUAUUGUUGGUCUCACAAUAUUUGUUCUUUUUAUAAAGAAGCAAAUCUUACAUUUUAAAAUAACCUG